Gopherus evgoodei (Goodes thornscrub tortoise) is the source of this 3650-nucleotide messenger RNA. Its product is annotated as small nuclear ribonucleoprotein F-like. Gene Ontology annotation, biological process: spliceosomal snRNP assembly; mRNA splicing, via spliceosome. The record is from RefSeq and is a predicted model, not a curated record. The coding region runs from base 260 to 589 and encodes 109 amino acids. Gene Ontology annotation, cellular component: U1 snRNP; catalytic step 2 spliceosome. Lineage: Eukaryota; Metazoa; Chordata; Testudines; Testudinidae. The transcript has a single exon. Gene Ontology annotation, molecular function: RNA binding.
AAAGGGCAUCCGCCUUCACCAUCCAAAGCUCUGGGUGCUUCAGACAUACGGUUAAAAACACAGGAGAUGCAAAGUAAAAACCAACCCAAAGCAGCAGCAUUUGUUCCACUUAACGUAUGUCAUCUGAUCCUCAGUCCUGUGAUCAAUGCAGCAUAAACCUUCCUUUACACCCUGGGCUUGUCUACAUGGGGGAAAAGCCCAGAGUAGCUACUAUGCACUAGCUAGUGUUCACUAGCUACUCUGUGCUAACUCUGUGUGGAUGCUCUACCUGCCUGCUAACAGUGCUGCAAGUAAUUUUUGUUUUUACUGCUGCCUUGGGCCAGGCCACGUUACUGUGAGCUUGCCCCUGAACCCCAAGCCCUUGCUGAAUGGGCUGACGGGGAAGCCGGUGAUGGUGAAGCUGAAGUGGGGGGUGGAGUACAAGGGCUAUCUGGUGUCUGUCGACGGCUACAUGAACAUGCAGCUUGCAAACACAGAAGAAUACAUAGAUGGUGCAUUGUCAGGACACCUUGAUGAAGUUUUGAUAAGAUGUAACAACAUCCUGUACAUCAGAGGAGUAGAAGAAGAAGAUGGAGAAAUGAAAGAAUAAGUUUGUAUAUUUCUGGAAAAUAAAGAUCAGUUUUUCACAAAAAAAAACAAACCCCCAAAAAACCCAGUGCCCUCAGCAUGCCCAAAGUUAAGCUAAUGCACAGAAAGGCACUCUGAGUCAAAGGAAGCUGCAGCAUGUGUACACAUACCUGAGCUAGCUUUGAUCUAGCUAGCUCCAGUAACACCCACAAAAGCACAGGUGGCAGCAUGGGUUCUGAAAGCCCAUCCAGGACUCUGGAUAUGUAUUCGAGUGACUAGCCCAAGCUGCACCCUGUUCUGCCAUGACUUCACUGCUAUUGUUUUUGGAGCUAGCUAGAUAUCUACCUCUGCAGUGUAGACAUGCCCGUAGACUCAGGCCAAUUAUGCUUAGCAUAACCAAUAUGGCAUGAGGUUAUUUCAACCCUAGGUGAACUACUGGAGUCCCAGAGUUCAGGCUGACCUUGGAUGUUCCUGCUUUCAUGUUCUGUGUGAGCAAGAGUGUGGGAAAGGGAGCACCAAGGGGAAGUGAGAGAGACAAUCCGGUGGGAAAAAAUAAUGAGUAAAGCUGGGGAAGGAGCCUAGAUACAGAGAGCAAACUCUCCCUUUCCCCUGGUCCUUCGGGCUGAGGUACAUGAGGCUUGUGGAGGGGGGCAGCCUCAUUUUCAUGCUGUCCUUCUUGGAACUCUUCCAUGGUUCCCGGUCUCCAGGGCUGUCUUUCAGCCACACAUUAUUAAAAUAAAGACAUGUAGCAGCACUGACCUCCAACCAGUGCUUUCACUGAAGGAAUUAAUAGGGUAGGGUGACCAGAUGUCCCGAUUUUAUAGGGACAGGCCUGAUAUCUGGGGCUUUGUCUUAUAUAGGUGCCUAUUACCCCCCCAACCCUGUCCCAAUUUUUCACCCUUGUUAUCUGAUAACAGGCACACCCUUCCUUUGGCCAAUAUGUAUUUAUAUCCCUUUUAUAGGUUGUGAGAACCCAGUCAGUAUUACUUUAAAAAAACCCAGCCUAUUUUUGCUUAUAGUGUGUGGUACAGUAAUAUAGGAAGCGUUCAUGCUUCUCCGAGCAGGUGGUGUGAGGCAGGGUCUGCCCCUUUUGCUAGCUUCAGUGUUAUCGCUACCAUCGUCCCCUCCUAGUAGCUGAACAAAGCUCUCAUGCUUCCUCCCAGCUCUGAUGACAAACCACAAUGGCUUUCUUUGAAGUAGGCAGAUGGCGAGGUCAGGAAAUAACACUGCUUGCACUGCGGGUGUCGUCAUGGAACCCUGUGGAACCGAGAACUUGUCAAAACAUUUUCUUGAACAUAAAGACUAUGGGUCUGAUUUUCUUCCUGUUUACACCAGUUUCACAUCGUGGCAAUGCCACUGAAUUCAGGGCAGUGAUGUCCCCUUGUUUAUACUGGUGUUGCUGAGAGGAGAGUCAGACCCAAUAGACCUGAAUCAAAGCCCAUCAAAGUCACUGGAAAGACUCCCAUUGACUCUAAUGGACUUUGGAUCAGGACCCAUGUUCUAAACAUCUGAGUGGGGUUUUAAGCUCUUCACUUCUCCUUUUUCUCCCAAUCUCUUAUGCCUCCUCUUCUUGAAACAGCCUCCCACUUUCCAUGUAUCAGGCACCCCCCUUCUGAAAACCCUCCAUGAAACUUUCCAACAUUUUCCCUUGUACCCUCUCACACGUGAACCACUGUCCCAUAUUUUGUAUUUGUCUAUGUUUGGUUGGAACCUUGUUAUGGCAAAGGCCCUGUCUAAUGUCUUCAGCAAAGUGCAAUGUGUUUAUUCACCGCUCUGCGUAAGGAGAAUGCUUAAGCAGCUGAUUUGCUGAAACCACCUGCUUUUCACGCUGACCAGUUUUGUCUCGUAGUUACUUUGUUCCGCUAUCUGUCUCCACCUUCUUGUGUCUCUUCUUAUACUCAGACCGUAAGCUCUUUGAGGGACCCAUCACUGUGGUCCUUAGGAGUACUGUCAUAGAAAUAAUAGUUAAUGUAUAAAACUUUUAAUAGUUCACAAAUAAGGCAGCAUGAGAACAGGUUGGUUAUAGAAGUACAAGGAUCUGGCACUAACCAAAGGACUCAGCCUUGUUUGUGUGUUGUGCUAUUUUUUAUUAAUUUCUCCCAUGGCUUUUCAAAGUCUCAGAAGCCUCACAGAAACCAGCAACCAGGGCCCCAGAUGCUGCAGUGAGCAUGAAGUAAUUCGAAGUGUCUCAAACACAAGGUCUUUUUGCUCUAAACUUGCUGCCGCCCCAGCUACCCUUCACUGAGAUGAGACAGGAGCUUGUGUCAAUAGAUUGCUGGCUGGUGAGGUAUGUUUUUCUGUACCAGAUGCUGUGGAAUGAGGAAGGUCAGUAUCCCUACCAGAUCUUUCGGUUCUGUGGAUGCAGGAUUCUACUGAUAGCGGGUGUGAAGCUGUUUGUUCCCUCUGCUUUAACCCACCUCCAUAUCUGAGACAGCCACUGGAGUUCAACUGACAGUGAGUGCCGGUGGCCUGUUACCCUGAUGAUCUCAGAAGGGAGACAUGAAGGUCCAACCAGAGGGGAUCCUGGCACCUAGAAGUCAGGAUGGCAAGAGAUAAGGGUUUAAUCUGGGUCAGAUUUUCUUCCUCGAACCAGCUCCUUUGCAUUGUGUAAGGGGCAUAAAGAAGCCAGAACUGGGCCAGAUGAGAACCCCCUUCGUGAAAAGUCAGGCACCUCCAUUUCCUGUGCCAGUAAUCACCCAUCCCUGGCAUAGGGGAAGUGCUGGGGACAGGAGAGGAUGGGCAGCUGAGCACGGUUGUGUUCUGCCAAUUCUCAGUUGGUGUACGGUUCCUUGAGGACCAUAGCCAGCUGGUUUUGAGUUAUGUUAGUGCAGCCCCUGGAAGGGACAUAGAAGGGCUUGAUCUGAGCGUUCUUGGUACCUAGAAGACAGGCCAGCAAGAUAUAAGAGUUAGAUGCCAAUCUUCCUAAUCCCCCUGUGCUGCUGUAAUUUACACUGAGAUCUUGACUGGCUCCCAGACAACCUGCAUCCUUACUCCGCUAUAAUGAGCAGAUCCCAGCACAGGAGAGAAUCUAGCCCUAACUGUAUGUGUUACAAUAUGGUAUAAAUGUACCUGAUAUCUCCAGA